Pecten maximus is the source of this 2893-nucleotide messenger RNA. Its product is annotated as orexin receptor type 2-like. The transcript has 3 exons. NCBI's taxonomy places the organism in Eukaryota, Metazoa, Mollusca, Bivalvia, Pectinida, Pectinidae. Gene Ontology annotation, biological process: neuropeptide signaling pathway. Gene Ontology annotation, molecular function: G protein-coupled peptide receptor activity. Gene Ontology annotation, cellular component: membrane. The record is from RefSeq and is a predicted model, not a curated record. The coding region runs from base 154 to 1596 and encodes 480 amino acids.
UAGUAAUGUAAGUUUGUCAAGGAAGUUAUCAACCGUGCAACAUCUGUACCGGCUCAUAAUCAAAUUGAAGACAGCCACGCAAACUGAAUCUCAUCAAGAUGCUCGACUCUUCUUAAGUAAUCAAGAAAACUGCGUCCUCCCCCAAAAGACAGCAUGGAGGAUGAUGAGACUGAUACACCUAUCUACACUACCAGUGCCUGGACAGUGUCGACGACUAUGUAUCCGCUGACGUCAUCAGGUGGUGGAAUGGACACCAAGGUCAAUGGAUCUUCAUUUACCGAAAGUGGUAUGUUGAUAACUACACCAGGCGGUCGGAUGCCAGUCGGAAACAUUACCACAACAGCAUUCCCUCUUGGACUUCUGGAGGCACUGAACGACGAUAAAGCUCUGCUGUUCCUUCCGGUUAUCAUCUUCGUCGCUUUUCUGAUGUUGACGGGUGUUAUCGGAAACAUUCUUGUCAUUUAUGUUUAUUGUCGUAAAUAUAAGAGUCGAUCGUCUAACUAUUUUAUUGUUGCCAUGGCAGUGUUUGAUCUUUUGUCCAGUACGAUAUGCAUGCCCAUCGACAUUUACGAUGUCAGGUUCCACUACACUUUCUACAGCGCUUUGGCUUGUAAGCUCUUUCGUUACUCUCAGAACGUAACCACGUUCGGGUCGGUUAUAAUCUUGAUCGAAAUUGCGUUUGAUCGCUAUGUCAAAAUCUGCAGACCUCUGAGGAUGGUAACGGCGCUCAAGACGAAGAUUCUCUGUGCUGUAGCAGGAAUUUUGGCCAUAAUUUUGUCGGUUCCAGCAUUAAUACUGUUCGGUAUCACCAGGGCUCCAACGCACGUGACUGGAUUGUACGGACACGACUGCUCAGUAUCAGACGAAUACAAAGAAAGUUUGUUUCGCGACAUCUUCUACAAAUACUUCAUCCCUCUAGUGUUUGGUGUGGCUUUCAUACUACUAGCCGGAUUGUAUAUCCGUAUUUGGUAUGAAAUCAGACGCAGAAAAGACAUCAUCAUUGGCGACAAGCCUGCAUCAUCUAAUCGACCAAGCGACGAACAUCCAGACGGUGGACAUUACAUUGUUAAAAGGCCCCGAUAUGCCUCAAGUGUCAGCGACGACGAGUCAAGUGUAUUUACAAACAAUAAAAGAUCUUUCAAAAGAUCUUUGUCAAAUACAUCACGCAAGUCAAGGUUCGGAAGUAUAUCUGAAGCUCUGUCGCAAGUAAAAGUCUCCAGAACAACAAAGAUAUUCAUAGCGGUCACCGUGGCAUUCGUUCUUAGUUAUCUGCCGACGAUGGUGGUGCAGGUGUUUGUAUCUCGACAAAAAGGUUCUGUUUUAGAAAUCUCUGAGGAGAAACAGCUUAUUCUGAAACUUUUUGCUCGCUCUUACUACAUUAACAACGUGAUAAACCCUGUCAUAUACAGUUUUCUAAAUAUCAACUUCCGCACGCAUUGCUCAAAGCUGUUCACGUCGGCCAUUACCAGUUGUAAGGGGUCCUUCCAUCGACGGACAAGUUCGUUCAGAGGAUCUUUUCGCAAGGUUAACGGAACACGAUCUGACUCUAAUAAAAGUAAUCCUACCAAUGACUUUGAGAUGGACCAGUUGAAGUAACACUGUUCUGCUAUCGUACCUACGCAUGGUGUUUAGAGUUUGAUUUUCUGUAAAUAGAAAACAGAACUUGUAAGUGUAGCUUCAUCCAGCAAUAAUAUUAGUCAAUAAUAUAGCCAAAACGGAGAAUGUAUUGAAUAAUUGGGCGCCAAAUUCAAGAGGUACCAUAGCAACUAAUCAGUUCAAAGACACUAGUUUUUAACUUGAGUGCUUUUCUUUUUAGAAAAUAUACAACACGACUAAUUGGUUAUUAUUUAUAUCCGUUCUAGUGAUUUAAGUUUCAUGUUUACUCUUCUGCUAACAGAUUUGAUACAUUCACACAAACACACCCGCUCCCCUCUUGUUAUAGUUGUUUUUUGUUCUACUGGAUUCCUAUUAGAUUGUAUUGUUAUACUUGUAAUAUGAUAUACAUGUAUUUGUUACUUUUUAAACAGUGAUCUCCAUAUAUUAUACAAAGUCAUUUUAUUCCUUUUGUAAAUAUGUUUGAAUCGGCUUUGUCAUCGUUAUAUAUUCAUUUUUAUCUAUAUGUACAUCUUAUUGACAUUGAAGAAAUGCUCAGUCGUGUUCGAUUUGCGUUACAUUUGUUCGUUGAUGAGGAAAUGAAAUGAUGCAUAUUUAAACAAAGCUCUGCCCGACAGUAACAUUUCAACUUCAGUUAGAAAUUUCUUGUCAAACUGAAAUGUACAGCAAAGGCAUGCCAUAGAAAUACUUUAACGAGGAUACUUAACGUACAUAUAUGAUAUUUUCAUAGAUAUUAUGAUAUAUAUAUUUCUCUAUAUUUCAAUUACACCAUUUUCACAUUCUAUAACAUAUUUCUAUUUUCUGUAAACUGGGCAAUUUCUAAUUGUGUUUCUUUUUCUUUCUGUAUACUUGUAUAUGAAUGAAUUGUUUACAUUGGUUCCACUCUCUUUCCUCUGUCUCUCUCCUUUGUCCAUCUUCUCUGUCAAUGCCCUCCUCUUCUGUCCCUCAACCCUGUCCCAAUACUUUGUCCUUAUCCCUUGCCCUCUCCCCUGUCCCUCACCUCUGUCCUUCACUUCUGUCUUUCUCCUCUGUUCUUCACCCCUGCCUCUCUCCUCUCUCAUGUUUUUUGGUACUAUCUUCAGUCAAUUCACCCUUUACAUUCGGUUGAAAUGUACUUGAAUAUUGCGAGCUUUCAUAAAACAAGAUUCACGUUUAUUAUAUCACUAUAUAUCACACCUGUAUAAUUUUGACUUACAUAUAAUCAAUCUUUAUUCAAUAAUGAUCGGUACUGACAAGAAUACUGAUGUUUGUUUGAUAAUAAACUAUUUGGAACAAAAUA